UGAAUAAGAUUCUAUAGCGUCGACCUUAUCCGGUUCCAUAAUGUUUCGUUUCCCAAAAGCGGAACGUUUCUUCAUGUAGACGUGAGUUCCGUGAGACUCAUCUGGGUGUUGUAAUGUUAACGAAUAACGCAUUCAUGAUCAGCAAUCAAACAGAUAGAGUUAUCUUUCUCCAGCUGCAGCGGUGGAAUCCAUUCCUAUCUCACUCAACCCCGGAUUUAACUACCUAGCGACUUCAAACUUGUGCAGAAAUUUCUUUCCAAAGUCUUACUCGGAGUUUCAAGAGCAUGGACCCGGUACACUUCAAAUUUGUAAUGGCCUGGCUUCUGCUAAACUACUUGAUAUUAAGUCAUAUUACAAAAGCUCACAGAGUAGACGUCAACACAACGUUAUCGGCAGAAAGCAACAUCACGACGGAGAAAGAGUUAGUUGCGAAUCUCCUCUCGGAAUAUGGCGACACUUCUGUUCGGCCUGUCAAGGAUCACCUCCAACCAGUGGAAGUCUUUUUCAGAAUGCUCCUCUUUGAGCUAAUCACCUUGGAUGAAACACAUCAGAUGGUCACAGUUCGCUCCAAUAUGAGACUGCAAUGGACAGAUGAGUACCUACAAUGGGACCCGGAUGAGAAUGGUGGUAUCUACAACAUCACACUCAAGACGAAUCAAGUUUGGAGACCUGAUGUAGUCUUAGAUGAAGAUCUGGACCGCGAUUUCAUCAGUAUUCCUGAGGCCGACACGUUUGUGAUCGUCCAGUACACCGGAGCGAUGGACUGGCUAUUUCCGGCAAUCACCACCAGUGCAUGUAAGAUGAACAUACAGUAUUUCCCGUUCGACACACAGCAGUGUGUCCUCACUUUUUAUCCGUGGACACUGGACGAAAGCAAGAUGCGUUUCUUUGCUAAGAAUGACGAGGAUGCCUUGCAGAUGCGGUACGUCCGCAAUGGCAUCUGGUCUAUGACAGACUUCAAACCUGAGAACUUCAGCUUCAGGUACAUUUGCUGUCCCUACCCCAACGACCACAUCCGUUAUACCCUGACCUUCGAUCGAGAAUACGGUUUCUUUCUUUCCAAUAUAAUCGUUCCUGCUAUUUUCCUGACGUCGUUGAUGCUCGUUGGUUUCUGGCUUCAUCCUGACUCGGGGGAGAAGGUCGCAUUCACCGUCACCAACCUGUUGGCUCUGAUUCUCUUCCAGCAGCUGGUCAGUGAUAGCAUGCCGCCCAUCGGUGAACCAAGAUCCAUCAUAGUCACGUGUUUCUUCAUGCUGGUUGUCGUGAGCGGAUGCAGUGUAUUCUUCUCUGUAUUGGUCCUACGUAUGUACCAUCACGAUGCAACGUCUAUCCCUCCGCGUUUGGCCAUCAAGAUGCUCAUGCCUUGGAUAAGUAAGGGAAAGAACAAGAAUUAUAUGAGGAAAUUUUACAGCUCCUCUCUACCCAACAUCACGGACAUCGUUUUUAUGAACGGGAAAACGGAGGUAAAUAAAAGUAGUUCCAAGGCAGACGAUGAUCAAGAAAUGGAUGACAGAAAUGUAUAUUUAUGGAAACAAACGGCCCUGGCAUUUGACUCCUUCUGCGGAACGAUUCUCUCUCUCUGUAUGCUUGGCACAUUGCUGUAUGCUCUCAUCAGUUUCCUUAUGGGAAUAUAGUUAAUGUGACGAUUCGUGCAUUCUAACUGCUACUGUGCUGGGGGGUGUUUCACAAAGAUUCUAAGUCGAACUUAACUCUAAGUUGGACUUAAAAAUUAUGGAGAGCCAUUUGUAGCCUUAAAAUAA
Strongylocentrotus purpuratus (purple sea urchin) is the source of this 1760-nucleotide messenger RNA. Its product is annotated as neuronal acetylcholine receptor subunit alpha-9. The transcript has 8 exons. Bases 285 to 1634 code for a protein of 449 amino acids. Gene Ontology annotation, molecular function: neurotransmitter receptor activity; extracellular ligand-gated monoatomic ion channel activity; transmembrane signaling receptor activity. Gene Ontology annotation, biological process: signal transduction; monoatomic ion transmembrane transport; nervous system process. The record is from RefSeq and is a predicted model, not a curated record. Gene Ontology annotation, cellular component: synapse; neuron projection; membrane. NCBI's taxonomy places the organism in Eukaryota, Metazoa, Echinodermata, Echinoidea, Camarodonta, Strongylocentrotidae.